AUGAUUCACUCGUUUCCCACGCCCUCCGUGCAUUUGAUCCACCCAACGAUAGCGACGUCUGGUGCUGGCGCUCUUGUGGCGCGUCCGCCCCUGAAGAGGGAGCGCGACGAACCUGCCCAUGACCUUGCGCCAGCUGCCAAGCGCCCCAAGUCGUCCGAGACCGAGGACGCUACCGCGAACGACGCCAAGAUUAGCGAUGCCGAAGCUGCCGAAAGCCGACAGGAGAAGGUGCACGACUUGAUUCAGUUCCAGUUUGGUCUGGAGAUCCUCCACAAGCAUGACGAGCUGCGGUUGAUUGACCAGGAGCUUGCCAAGCAUUACGCCAAGUGGCUCAUCCCCGACCCCAUGUUUGAUGGUAUGCUGCCUAACUGGCAGUCGCCUUAUGACAUGCGCAACGCGAGGGUGAGCGCUGAGGGUCGCACAACGAGGAACAGCGCAGGCGACGUGUCCGUUGGAAGCAAGCAGCGACCGGUACGCGGCAACGCGGGCCAAAAGCUGCAGUCGCUCAUGGGUGGCUAUCCUGCCCCCAAGGACAAGAACGGCCCUUGCACACUGAAGCGUCAAUCUGACGGCCAAAUCGUCAAGCUCGUCUGCCUCGACUGUCAUCGCGAGAACUUUCUCAGCAUCCAGGGCUUCAUCAACCACUGUCGCAUUGCUCACCGUCGUGAUUUCAAGAGCCAUGAGGAGGCCGCUAUCCACAGCGGACACCCCAUCGAGUCCAACGACAACGCCAAGACGCCCGCAGCGGCGAAGCCUGUUGUGGAGGAGCAGCCCAAACAGGUCAUCUCACCCGUUGUGCCUUCAGCCACCGUUGUGCCGCCGCCGCCCUCUGGCCUCGUUCAUCCUUAUGCGCAAACCGAUAUGUCGCGGCAAGAAGCCUUCACCAACCUUCAGCUCAGGAUUCAGGAGUCGCUUCGGCUCUACAAGCAAGGCAAGCACCCCAACGCCGUAGACAUCCCUGUGGCCGCCAAACCCGCCGCCUCGAGCGGAAAGCUUGUGCCGGCAUCGGAUGCACCUUAUUUGUCCCGCCUCAUGAAGGCCCGGCAGUUCACUGGCGAUCUUCAGCAGCUUGUCAGCGACGCCAAAACCGACAUCUUUGAUGACGACCUGUCUUCUCCUGGCUAUGACAUGGAUGAGAGCGAGACACCCACGUCUGCGAGCCCCGUCUCUACGCCUCAGGUCCUGCGCAUGCCCGCUGUCACGAGGCCCACCAGCAAGAUUGGUCCUGCAUCCAUGCUCCCUCUGGCGACUCCUACAUCAAGGAAGCCUGGUGAGCAGCCAGACGUCGUCAUCAUCCGAGACGAUGAUGAUGACAUGGACAUGGACGCAGAUCUCAGCCCGAACACCUCGGCGAGUAACAAUGCUCCGUCCCUCGUUAGCGACGACGGCGAGUACGACGAGUCUGAUGACGGGUCCUCGGAAUCCGGUGCUAGCGACAACAUGGAGGCCGAGUCACUGUCUGAUGUCGCUGAUAUCGCCAUGGACGACGACGCGCCGAGGUCGCUGCGCCACCACGGCGAGUCGGGCGCUUCCGCUGUCCAAAUUCGCAAGGAGAACAAGAAGGAAGUCACCCUUGUCAGCCCCGUCAAGAAUAACAACGACCGCAGAGGAGCGCGCAACGUCUAG
Messenger RNA from Parascedosporium putredinis, 1626 nucleotides. NCBI's taxonomy places the organism in Eukaryota, Fungi, Ascomycota, Sordariomycetes, Microascales, Microascaceae. The record is from the annotation of a GenBank genome assembly.